GCCAACUCCGCCUUCGGCCCCGCGGGAUCCCGGAGCCCGAGCCCGCCUGGGGCCGAGGCCGCCCGAGCCGCGCUUCCAGCGAACAUGGCAGCAGAAUGAGAAGGCUGGCGCCGGUGGGUGGCCGCCGUGGCCGCGCUGCAGCUCGAGAUCCGCGUCCGGCGAGCUCCGGAUCGCCUCCGUAGGCGGCCUCCCGGUGGCCGCUGGAUUGUUUCAUUGGGAACCAGGGCGGGGGAGAAAGAAGCCCCCGCCGCCGAGCGAGUCCGUGCUUUGGGUGUCGAAUCGUGCGUGCGACCCGCCGGCUGCUGAAGCGACGCGGGAGAGAACCGGCCCGGGCUGCGGCGGUGCGCACGCGGGGAUGAGCCGGCCAUGGAACGGCCUCGGCGGGGCGCACAGAGCCGGCCGGCGCCACAGCGGGAGCGCUGCCUGAGCCCGGGCUCCGCGGGGCUUCGGGGCCUCGGGCGCACUGGGGGAGUCCCAGACGCGGCCUCCGGGAAGGACGGGAGCCCUGCGUGGGGGACACUGCAGCAGUCGCCGUGCUGAGGAGCCCAGAGCCUGCUCUGCCCGCAGCUCGGCGCGCUGUCGGCACCCGGGCGCCUUGCCGGGUGCUGGGCGCCUGGCGCACCGCGGCGUGGUCGGUCUGCUGCAGGAGCCCGGUGCACGAUUGGCUAAAGAGGUGUGUGUGCGCGAGUGUUGGCCUGGCGAUCGCAGCAGAAGCAGAACCGGGCGAACCUGAGCAGCCAUGCUUCCCGGGGUGGGCGUGUUCGGCACCAGCCUCACGGCCCGUGUCAUCAUCCCGCUGCUCAAAGAGGAGGGCUUCGCGGUGAAGGCGCUGUGGGGCCGCACGCAAGAAGAAGCCGAGGAGCUGGCCAAGGAGAUGAGCGUCCCCUUCUACACCAGCCGCAUCGACGAGGUGCUGCUGCAUCAGGACGUGGACUUAGUGUGCAUCAACCUGCCGCCGCCACUCACGAGGCAGAUCGCUGUCAAAACCCUGGGCAUCGGCAAGAACGUCAUCUGUGACCGCACAGCCACACCGCUGGAUGCCUUCCGCAUGAUGUCAGCAGCACAUUACUACCCCAAGCUCAUGAGCAUCAUGGGCAACGUGCUGCGCUUCCUGCCGGCCUUCGUGCGCAUGAAGCAGCUGAUCGAGGAGGGCUACGUGGGCGAGCUGCUGGUGUGCGAGGUGCAGGUGCACAGCGGCAGCCUGCUGGGCAAGAAGUACAACUGGAGCUGCGACGACCUGAUGGGCGGCGGCGGCCUGCACUCGGUGGGCACCUACAUCAUUGACCUGCUCACCUUCCUCACCGGCCAGAAAGCCGUCAAGGUCCACGGGCUGCUCAAGACCUUUGUCAAGCAGACAGACCACAUCAAGGGCAUCCGCCAGAUCACCAGUGACGACUUCUGCACCUUCCAGAUGGUGCUGGAGGGCGGGGUGUGCUGCACCGUCACCCUCAACUUCAAUGUGCCCGGCGAGUUCAAGCAGGAUGUGACUGUGGUGGGCUCGGCCGGGCGCCUGCUGGCGGUGGGCACCGACCUGUACGGGCAGCGCAACAGUGCCCCCGAGCAGGAACUGCUGCUGCAGGAUGCCACGCCCGUGAGCAACUCCCUGCUGCCCGAGAAGGCCUUCAGCGACAUCCCCUCGCCCUACCUUCGUGGCACCAUGAAGAUGAUGCAGGCCGUGCGCCAGGCCUUCCAGGACCAGGACGACCGGCGCACGUGGGACGGGCGGCCUCUCACCAUGGCCGCCACCUUCGACGACUGCCUGUACGCGCUGUGUGUGGUGGACACCAUCAAGAGGUCCAGCCAGACCGGCGAGUGGCAGAACAUUGCCAUCAUGACGGAGGAGCCGGAGCUGAGUCCCGCCUACCUGAUCAGCGAGGCCAUGCGCCGCAGCCGGAUGUCCCUUUACUGUUAGCACAGACUAAGGACCUGCAGGACUUCGACCUUCUGUGCGGGGCCCAGAGAAGGGGAAACACAUAAGGGUGAGAGGGUGGUGGUCAUGGGGAUCGUGGGAGUUGGGGACAGAACACGAGUAGAUGGUAUCUGAGAAGGUGAGCCCCAGCCCAGGUAAGGGCCCCCAAUAAAGAGUGUCGGUGGGCUGAGCUCACAGCCAGGGCGUAGGCAGAAGAGCCUGCCGUCCUCCACACGUCUUUUGCCAGGUUUUGCAUGAGUGGGAAGAAGGCUCGCUGCCUCUGCUGCCCUUUACUGAGAAGCUAGGAGGGGUUGCUUCCCUCCCUACCUCAUCCACCCCCACACCUUGGCCUCCUUUGCAAGCCAAAUGGCCCUGCAUCAGGGGCCAAGGCCAUGGGAGCCAGGCUCCCCCGACACCUGCCACUGGCAGGAGAUGGCACAUCAUCUCAUGUCCUCAUAAGCCUAUCAGUCUAGGGAGAGAUGGAAGUGGGUUGGGUAGGUGAGGCCACUUUUUAGUCUACUUGAAGUGUCUGAAGGGAAACUCCUUAGAAGCAAAGGGUUUAGCUUCCUUGAUUGAUCUUCCUCAUGGGGAGCCCUAGGGCAUGUCUGGUUCCUUAUCCUUCUCCCUGUGGGGUAAGGAAGCAUUGUCCCUUGGCUGAUGUUGGAAAGAUCAGGAAUGGCAGCAGAGAGCAGGGUUCCCUUAAGCUGAAAGGGGUGAGCAAGAACACACACUGCACGGGAACAGGUGAGGCAGAGAGUAAACCCUCCCUCUGAGCUUGUCAACAAUGCAAAAACUGAUUUAUAACCUUUCCAGGAAUGGCGGAAUGAGUGAGAGCCAUUCACACAACGCCGCACCAAGUGUGGGUCUGACUGCAAGUUCCCACGCUGCCCUGGGUCAGCCACUGUGCCCCAGGGUUGCAGUGUGAGUCCCCAAACAGGGAAAAUGAGCAUAGCCCUGGAGUUGCUUUGGGCUCCAACACCAAGCUGGGCUUCCCAGCUUGGUAGAUUGAAAAGGGAAGCCUUCAGUUCCACUCAGAGUUCUCUUAAGAUGAGAAGACAAGGCUCUUUCCCUUAGCUUUGGCUUCUAGAAUUCUGACACCUGAAAACUACUGAAUAUCUAUCAAAAAAGAUAACAAGGAACAUGAUUUUCAGUGUUUCUAAAAUGGGGGUUUGGAGGCCUCGGAGGGCUGUAUGUCAGGGCGGAUCAGGCUGAAGGUGGAAAAUCUUCUACUUGCCCCCUGGCUGUCUUGUAUUUUCACCCACUUUUCCAGCUUCCAUUAGCGACAGCCAACUGCAAGCUCAAGAGUGGGCAGUGCCAAAAGGGAACGGCUAGUCGCAUGGGCCCAUAUACUCAUUUGUAAAUACUUACCAUCAUCAAAUGUCCCCCAAAUCAGUUUUUUAAAAUUCAGGUCUGACCUUGAAAGAAAGACCAAGUCAAGUACAUUUUGAAAUGUGGAAUUAUUGUUGUCUUUGCUAACUUUUCACACACACCCCCAUCCCAUAAUACAUUUGUGAGGCUGGGUGUGGGGACUAGUCCUCGUAAGUCUACGUAGCUUUUGUUCACAGAUUUCUGAAGUCAAACAGGUGUCUUUGGCGUACAGCUGGGGUGUAGACUUCCUUUCGGAUAACCAGCAAUAGAACUAGAAGGGAAUUAAAGGCCCUGGAGGCCACUCCCAGCCUCUAAAUGGGCAACAUUUGAAAAGGAACAGUCCCAAUAGAGGUGUCCUCCAUCCUUCUCCCUGGAGUCGAUACACUUCAAAGCCCCCAGGCUGCUCCUACACACAGGAAUAGUCCUGGAUGUAUCUAAGCACCAGGGAAAUGUUCAUCUUCUAGGACAAAAGAAUAAAUCUUGCUUUUCUUGGAAGAAUCACCCUGUUCCCUGAGCCCCUACUGCAACAUGGUGGGGUUUGUUAGCAGAAAUUCCAUGACAUGGUUAUGUUCCCUGAUAGGUUGACACACUUCAAAAUUGGGAGAUGUGGUGGAUGAAAAGUGUCCCAGUGCUAGUUGGAGCAAAGGGCCCCAUUUCUGGACUAUUUGGGUUUCUGUUCUAAAUUGCCCUUUGGAGAAGUAGUUUUUGUGAAAACUGUAGAAAGAAUUAUUUUUUUCCUAGCUUGCCUGAAAGGCUGUGAUUAAGGAUGAAGGGAAAUAAAACUAGGUGACUCCACAGGUUUCAUUUUUCUACAUCAUUUGUAGUCUAAGUAGAUGUUCUUUGAGUUUCCAUUUUGUGUUUCUGUACUUAACCAUACACUGUAGAGAUUCCCCCUACCCCACGCAAAGGCCUCUGAGCUCUGUAAUAUACAAAAAUUCUUGUUUGAGGCCAGGGGAUAUAAAAGGCAUAUACUUUAAAAGAAGCAUGAAAAAUACUUUUAGUAAGUAUACUCAAAUUUUAUCUACUGAAAUGCAUGUAGUAGGUUGAUACAGAAACGAGGAAGAAAAGACCUAGGUAGCUCAUAUUUUAGUACAAAAAUGACAGCAAAUGAGUUUAGGAUACUUUAGUGUUCCUUCUGCACUUGUCCUACCACAUGCAAAGACUGGUAAGCAGCAAGGUGAGACUGAAAUUCCUGAAGACUUUGUUUCAGCUUGGCACCCUCAGGGGUCUGGGUACCAUCUGCUGACUUUGAUCUAGGACUAAUUCCCAGUAAUAACCCAGCACAUUUCUUUAAUGUGUUUCAAGGGCCUGCUGUAAUGGAGGCAACCCUUUAAGGUCUUCACGUUCAGUUUCCCUUUGACUGUCUGGUACCUUUCGUUGUGUAGAUGCCUCUACAAAAGUCCUAAAUUCCAAAUUCUCAGAGAAGAUGCAGGUCAGGGUUCUGUUCAGGCAGGCACAGUGUUAAGGGAAUGCCCUGGGCUUAUUUGGAAACUUUGGAGGCUGGGAUCACUGUUUCUCCAAGACUUCUCCCCUUGCUGGGAGGAUUGCAUCGUGGGGCACCUCAGAUCUAGUGUGGCCUACCUGGCAGCAGAUACAGUAUGCAGAGCAUCUCAUUCAGUCCAUAAGAACAGCCCUACUGGGUGUUAUCAUCCCUUUUGACACACUAGAAAGCAACUGUCCAAAAACCAGCCAGGAGGCAGAAGUGAACUCACUGGAAUUUACCACCUUUUUCUCCAAACCCAGUUCUGUUUCUGCCCUUCAAGCCCUGGAGAGGGGCUGCCCUCCCCCUGUGCUGAGUGGACUCCAGUGAGACCUGGCGUCCACUUCUCUGCUGAGGCUCCCUCCUGUCGAGCAGGAUUCAACAUUUGGUGUUUUGCCAGAAAGUUCGUUAUUAGAGCUGCAAAUAGAAAUGAUCAAUUUUUCUUUUCCUCCCCAAAUGGAAAUAGCACUCAACUUCCUUUAAAACGAACUUCCUAAUUUUAUCUUUGGUUGUAGUACAAAAAAAUGUACAAAAACUUAGAAAACCACAGAGUUGGAGAUUUUCAAAACAUUGUUGGCUGACUAUCAGAGAUGGCCUUAGAUUUUGCUUUGGGGGGCAUGAGUAUAAUAUAGGAAAAUAUCUUUUCUCAGGGAGUGGGGCUUUCAGGGUUGAUUUCUUGUGACUGGGAUUAGAGCCGUGCAUUUGUACAUUUGUAUUUUUUACUCUCUACAUCUUGUCUUAUAGUUGCAGCUCUUGGAUUUGACCUGUGAUUAUAGAUGGGGCUUCUGAUCUGAUCUCUUUUCUUUUGAUGAGCAUAGGAGGAAAUCAGCUUUGCUGAUGACAUCCUGGGGACAUAGUAAAUCCAGUUCAUGUGAAGGGACUUCAACAUCUAAUACAUUUAGUCCCUCAUCUUGUAUCCCAGAGAGGGUAAAUGGUGGCUAACAUCACCCCAGCCCAGUUUCCUGACUCUGAGUCUCACCCUGCCUCACACAGCACUCUCAGAGAUUUGGAUGGGGAAUGGUGGCUAAGGGAGGGGCAGUGACUGGUCUGAGGUUCCCUAUUUGGUAGAGAGGUUGGGACCGCAUUGCACUGCAUUCCCUGAGCUCUUACAGGUAAAUUCACUUUUCAUGAACUCAGUUAUAUCUCAAAUAUACUCAGAAAACUAGCUUUUAAAAAUUUUCCAUUGUAAUUGUAAUGUGAGUAAUCUCUAAUUGGCGUUUUCUUUGGCAAGGAUAGGGGACAUUCAUUCAGAUUUUCACCUUUGGGAUUUCCUGAGGCUUGCUCGGACUAGCUCAGGAUUUUUUCUCCACUCAGUGCCUGUAAAGCCCUGGAGUUGACAGGGCAGAAGUCAUGACAUUGAGUAGCUUGUGGAGUGAGGGGGGAUCAACUAUCAGAACUCCACAUUUCAAUUCCUUUUUGGGGAGAGGAAGGAGGGUGAUGAAAGAUAAGUCUCAUGUAUUUGCAUUGUGAGCCCAGAGUCUCCACCAGUGGGGACAGUCCAGAUGGACUGGGGUUUCUGGAACUUCUCUACAGAGGAAUUGAGACCUCCCGUGCUUCUCUAAGUAAAUGAUGGGUUUGGUGUUCCCAUUGGAAUCUGGCUGUAAAGUCAGUGCCAUAGCUGAGUGAGCACGAUCAUAUCAGUUAAGAGCGGAAAGUAGUAGCCUGCUGACAUUUUCCUCUCCAGUGUCCCCAUGCUUAUCUGCUAGAGCCCUUGAGGCAGGCCAAAGAGGCUGGCUCUCCUUCAGGCUCCUAAGGUGUUGCAUUAUUGAAAACUCUGGAAUCUGCUACAGUCCUCUCUGUUUCCACCAGCAGUGAAUAGAAUAACAAAAAGAACCUGCUGAAUGCAAUGGCCUGAUGCUUUGUGCAGCAAUCCAAGCUCACCUGGGCAGGUAUUGGCAGGAAGUACACAGAGCCAUGGAGUCUUGACGUCUCUGUCUCUCCCCUUCUCUGUCCAGUUCUUGCUGUCCUCUGCAGCCACCUCAAGGGCUAAAUCAUUGAAUGAGUCCCUUGGUUCCUCCUUAUAAAUGCAGUAAUUUAUUUGUGAUGCUGAGUCUAAUCCCAGGUUACGAAACAAAGGCUUGUGAUCUGACCUGCUCCUUAUUCUGCCCUGUGCCUUGUCCAGGGGUGGGAGAAGUUUCUAGCAAUUUUGACUGUCUGUUUGCUGCCUGGUGCUUUUCAUUUGUUUUGUGUGUAUGUGUUUUGUUUUUUUUAAACCAAAAUUGCAUUGGUUGGGUCGUCGUUGUCAAGUAUGUAUUUAUUGUGUUUUACAAACAUGAGUAUAUAUGUAUGUAUAUGUAUAAAAGCAAACUUAUAUAUAAAAAGUCAAGGCAUGUAUACUAGAUAUUUUAAAGAGUUAUUUAUCAAGGGGAAAAGAUGUGUGUUAUAAACAGAGUCUAUAUUUUAUAUAUAAUGUAGAUAGCAAAAAUAGCUUAUAAAUUAUAGAAGGUUUUGGUUUUUCUUUUUUAUUAUUAAAGCAAAAAAAGAAAAAGAAAAGGACAAUGAAUGCAACUGUUCCUAGUGUUUUAAAAGACAAACUACUGUGGGAGUUGGGAGGCAGUCUUCCCUGCUGGGCCUUCCAGCAGGUUUGGCGACCAUUACCCUGGCCCACCCAGCAGAUCCCCGUUACUGCUUACAAGACGCUGGGGCCAGGGGGUCACAUCCCUCUGCCUGCUCGCCUGUGUGGCUCCAAAGGCGGCCCCUCGCUCUUCUCCACAAUUUGCAUUGGUGGGAUAAAGAAAACAAGUGGCAAAUAAAGAUUUAAAAGCAGCAGCA
Messenger RNA from Marmota flaviventris (yellow-bellied marmot), 7529 nucleotides. RefSeq names its product Gfo/Idh/MocA-like oxidoreductase domain containing 1 (gene Gfod1). Lineage: Eukaryota; Metazoa; Chordata; Mammalia; Rodentia; Sciuridae. Gene Ontology annotation, molecular function: nucleotide binding. The record is from RefSeq and is a predicted model, not a curated record.